Dibothriocephalus latus is the source of this 186-nucleotide messenger RNA. The record is from the annotation of a GenBank genome assembly. Lineage: Eukaryota; Metazoa; Platyhelminthes; Cestoda; Diphyllobothriidea; Diphyllobothriidae.
GUUCGCACGGAGGUUCGAGGUGUGGUGUCAAAAUUGCUGGCUAAGAAGGUGUCCUCGCGGAGGGCGUUGGAGGCCUGUCUAAAAGAGGAUCCCCAGUUCCUCCUCAAGGAACUGACACCGUGGAUACAAGACGAACACCGCGCUUCCUUUCAAACCAAGUGGCCGCCAAUAUCCUCGAAGGAGUAA